Molecule: messenger RNA, 1420 nt
Organism: Trichoplusia ni (cabbage looper)
Lineage: Eukaryota; Metazoa; Arthropoda; Insecta; Lepidoptera; Noctuidae
Gene: Pex10
Product: peroxisome biogenesis factor 10
Exons: 1
Coding region: 197-1174 (325 amino acids)
Biological process (GO): protein import into peroxisome matrix
Cellular component (GO): peroxisomal membrane
Molecular function (GO): zinc ion binding
Source: RefSeq, a predicted model, not a curated record
AAAGCAGCAGCUGUUAGACUAGUGACUUAGCAGGGCGCCACAAAUCGCUAGAAGCGUCGAGGCGUGUCUCUGACUAAAACCUUUUACUUAAAAAAUAUUCGAAAUAUAUGAACCGCUUUCGGCCAUUGCUCUUUCGGUAUCAAUUGCCCUUACACGAAAUCCGACGGACCCAACAAUAUAAACAAUAGUAUGUCAAAUGUUUAAGAAUCCUAAUUCUGAACGCAUCACUAAAAAGUUUGACAGUUCCGUGUUGAUAACAGGCAUUGACAGUAACAUUUUGAUAUCAACAUUCCGUGCGAGUUGCGCUAAAACGAAAAAGAAGACAUUCCAUUCACGUAAACAAGAAAUAAUAAUGGCUUUACCAACCGCCCAACCCGCUGAAGUGCUUCGAGCGUGGCAGAAAGACGACCUAUAUGAGAAACAGUUGGCGGAUUCCUUAUCGAAGUUGAUGUCUGCGAGACACGCUUCCAAGGCAGUGCCCUUAUCAUCAGUCAUGUACAGAUCCCUGACGACCCUAAAAGACCUCCAAACUUUAGGGGAAGAGUACUCCGGUAUCGUUCAAGUUGACGAAACAUACAAUAAACUGCCUGGCUAUUACAGUCGGUUGUUCAGCAUUAUCUUUUCAACAUUCGGAGAAAAUUUCACCCGCCAAGUCUUGCAAGGUCUAGAGAAACGCGUAGAGCGAAGCCCUUCUUUGACGAUAGAAGCGCAAAAUUUUGUUCUGGUCAUUCUUAAAACAUUGAGUAGUGUUGUACCUCAGAUUCAAAGUAUACAUCGCGGAUUUGCGUAUAUAAAUGGAGGACCUUUGCAGAUUGGUAAAACGCUGACUGGGAUAGACUAUGUUAAUGUUCGCCCAGCAGCUGCGGCAUAUUACGCGCAUUUAAGACUCCUGGGUGUAGUAACCUUGCUACAUGCUAUUGUGUCAUGUGGUCAAAACUUGUAUAGAGCAAAAAGGCACAUGGAUCAGAUGAGAGAAAUGCCUAAUGAAGUUGAUAGCAGUAAAUUAUGUGUGGCUUGUCUAGAAGAAAUAGUUCAACCCUGCGUGUUACCAUGUGGUCAUAUAUUUUGUAUGCAGUGCUCAUAUGGGGCAUUGGAAAGUUGUGCAUUAUGCCGCACACCUUUUACCAAAAAUACUGUUGUUCCAUUGAUGAAUUAUUUUCCUGAGAAUCUAUAGACACCAUAUUAUUUUAUUAUGUAUGUAUUAAAGUAUUCUUAAGGAAAGGAGUUUUAAAGAAACCUUCCAAUGUGGUUAUUGGGCCCAGGUCUGUAAGCCUAACAAGUUCUAUUUUAUAUUUUUAUUAUAAUUCAAAUAUUUUAUAAGAAUCUGUGAUAAAAUAAAUAAGUAAUUAAUUUAUGUUAAGAUAUUGGUUUUGGGUCGAUGUUAAGAUAUUUGUUAAAAAUAAAUUAUUUUUCUGUUAAA